Molecule: messenger RNA, 213 nt
Organism: Pyrenophora tritici-repentis Pt-1C-BFP
Lineage: Eukaryota; Fungi; Ascomycota; Dothideomycetes; Pleosporales; Pleosporaceae
Source: RefSeq, a predicted model, not a curated record
AUGCCACAGAAGGACGGGUGUGCGGCGCUUGCGGGCGUUGGACCCGGGUGCGAGGCCUCGGCUGCAUGGGGACAAGCCUAUGCUUCUUACCGUGGCCAUGGGUCAUUGCGUGCGGCCGUGUCAGGUACCUCAAACGGGCUUUCGGAACGGACAUCGCGUGUCGUGGAUGGCACAACGUGGUCUUGUAUUCGUGCGUUGGAGAGUGAUGUGUGA